Molecule: messenger RNA, 2314 nt
Organism: Myzus persicae (green peach aphid)
Lineage: Eukaryota; Metazoa; Arthropoda; Insecta; Hemiptera; Aphididae
Exons: 1
Coding region: 87-2051 (654 amino acids)
Biological process (GO): mitotic sister chromatid cohesion
Cellular component (GO): nucleus; chromatin
Molecular function (GO): protein-lysine-acetyltransferase activity
Source: RefSeq, a predicted model, not a curated record
AUACAACAAUCAAAUGUUCAAAAUAACAGUAUCUAGUAUCAACCUUAAUUCAAAAAUUUAGAAAUAAAAAAGUAUAGGGAACCAAAAUGGCUUCCGUUUCAAAAUCGUCUACUUAUAAUUUAUCUACUAGUUCAGACUCAGAAAAUGAAAUUAGAAGUAUUAUAAAACCUGAUACUGCUAAAAUCGAUUUUAACAAAACCUAUAAUACGGAACUAGCUUCAAGCUUAUCACGCCAAACUACAAACAACUCGUUGAGGUAUUUUAAAAAACUUAAAAGAAAAAAACCCGUAUAUGAAUCAGAUUCUAGCUCUGUAUCAUAUACACUAAACCCAUCAAAGGAUAAAUGUAAUCUACCUGAUUCAAAAAACGUGUCAAAUUACAAGAAAAAAAAACUCGGGCUUAAGAACAAAAAUACCACAUAUAAAAAUUCAAUUGAUUUAAAUAAAGAAUUUACAAACGCUUUUGAAUCGUCUUCUGAUUCUGAUUUUCCUGAUAUAAAAUAUUUAAGAGCUAUUUUACAAAAUGAAGAGAUUAAUACUUCACCUGUCAGUAAGGAUUCGAGACAAAAUAAAUCGUAUUCGAGUUUAAGAAGUAAAAACCGACCAACAUCAAUAAAUAUUUCUAACAUUACUGAAAAUAUCAAGAACGACUUAGAAUCAUCAAUGUCAUCAGAUGUAACAGAUCUUGGGGUUUCUCAUGUAAAAAUUGACUCUGUUAACUUUCAACAGAAAAAUGUUUACACUAAUAAUGAACUAAAUUUGGAUAAAAUAUUAUCAGAUUGUAGUCUAUCUGAUGUUUUAUUCGUUAGACAAGAUAACAGUGAUUUAAAAAGCCAAUUUUAUCCCACACAGAGUACAGAUACUUCAAUUAUACAAAUGAAAUCCCCAUUAAACAUAAGUUUGGAAAUUGAUAAUGAGCUUCUAUCGCAGCAAACAUCAAACGCUAUUAUAGAUAUACCGGAUUUAAUCGACAACGAGGCUGUAAAAGUCGAACAAAAUUUAACUGUUAAUGAAAUUGAAAUUUUCAAACCUGAACUUAUAUCAAACAAUGAAGAGUCCAAUAGUAAUGAAGCGAAAUCAUUUUCUAAACAAAAAUCAAAUUUUCAUAUAUCAACUGAAGAAAGUGUUAUCUCAGAACAAAUUUGCAAUCAUUGUAAUCGUUCUAGUAAAUUAAAAACUGAAAAUACCAGUGAUAGUAAAAUAAGAAAUACAAAACGAAGUAAAUUACGUUCGCACGUUAAAACACUGACAAGUACAUCAGAUAUUUUGAGAAUUAAAAAAUCAUGUGAUAGCAAAAUAAUAAAAAAUUCUGAGAAAAUAAAUGAAACUGUUGACGAUAUUGGUCUAGAAUAUGAUGCAGAUAAAGACAACUAUAUGGUUGAGUUACCAAAUGGAGCUUUAGUUCCAGUAUUUUUAUCAACAUUAAAACCUAAGCAUGUAAAAAAACUUUGUGCAUGUGGAAUUACUUUAUCUGAUAUUCCUACUUAUUGGAGCGAAUCCUUUCAUGAUAUUUUACAUCAAAAUAUUUAUAAACUACGUUUUAUAGGGGAUGUAUCGGCUGAUGACACUGUUAACAUUAAACAAAAUGAUUUAUUAUUUAGAAUUUUAAUGUUACGUGAAAACCAUUAUAAUAACGAAAGCAUAAAAAAAUCAAUCAAAGAUAUAGAUGAUUUUGUGUGCUUAGAAUAUGGUAUCUCCAAUAUUAGUAUUCAAUCAUAUAGAUAUUCCACAUAUUUAGCGGUUCUACCUAAUUUCAAGGUGAUAGGAUAUUUAGAAGUGAAGCCCAUACAAAAAGCGUAUAUAUUUACCAAUGAUGAUAAAUAUUCAGGAAAUACAACAGUACCUGUGAAGUUUGGUGUAUCAAAGAUUUGGACUUUAAUAAAAUACAGACAUAAAAACGUCGAUGUUAACUUGUUAGAAACAUUUUGUGAAAAAAACAAAAUUCAAAAGAAAGACUUGGCAUUUUCCUUAGAUGGAAGUCAAGGUGUCAAAUUUAUUCAAGAAUACACAGGAAAUAAAAAUAUUUUUAUUUACAAUGAAAACGCAGCCUAGUUAUUAGUAUUUAUUAUUAGAAUAUAUGUUUCUAUACACCUAUAAUCUAUAUAGUAGACAUCAGGUGGUAAUGAUUAUUUACAAUGAUAAGUACCUAUAAAUAUUUUUGGAAUGUCAUACUAUAAAUUUAUUUAAUUUUUUCAAAUACUUAUUACUAUUAUUAAUUUAGUGCUCUAAUUAAACUCUAUAUAAUAUUAGUUUUAUUAAUAUUGUUAGAAUUUCUAAAGAUUAACUUAGCUGAUGAUUUAAAAAAAAAAAUCAUG